Molecule: messenger RNA, 879 nt
Organism: Mercurialis annua (annual mercury)
Lineage: Eukaryota; Viridiplantae; Streptophyta; Magnoliopsida; Malpighiales; Euphorbiaceae
Product: NEP1-interacting protein 2
Exons: 5
Coding region: 46-726 (226 amino acids)
Source: RefSeq, a predicted model, not a curated record
CUCAAAAUUUGGCAUUGCAUGUUCUAGAGCUUAACCUGUUUUUCAAUGUCUACUAUAUUAAAGCUUUGUUUGAAAUUUCAAGAAAUUGUUUCUUUGUUUGUUCUUAAAGCAAUGGCCGGAUUUGGAACUCAGCUUUUCAUUGUUAGAAUGAUCAACAAAGCUGUUUUUGCUGCUUUCACCUGCAUUUUUGCAUUAGGAGGGGCUGUGGUGGGAGUAGUGAUAGGAGCCAUAAAAGGGCAGACAACAGAAACUGGGUUUGUUAGAGGCUCAGGAAUUGGUGCAGUUGCUGGUGCAAUCACUGCUGUUCAGCUGCUUGAAUCAGUUGCUGAUGGUGAGCCGUUGUCCAAGGUAGCAUUAUUUUAUAGUUUGAUGAAUGGGAAGGUCUUCAUGGAAUGGGUAAGUCCUGCAUUGCUAAAAGCUUAUCAGUGGCAAGUCAGUGCACUGGAAACUACUUACAGAGAGAUUUCAGACAUUUAUGAUACAACUGGAAGUAGAGGAUUGUCCAAGAAUUUCAUUCAAAACCUCCCUGAAUUUACAUUCCAAUCUACCAACAUUCAAUCCCAUGAAUUUUGCUGUUCAAUUUGCUUGCAGGAUUUUAGAGAUGGAGACUCAAUGAGGAAACUUCCCAAUUGUGGGCACUUUUUUCAUUUGGAUUGCUUAGAUGAAUGGUUGACAAGAAAUGGGUCUUGCCCAAUGUGUAGAAAUUCUGUUUGUGAUGAUGAUUAAUAUUAUGUGUAAUGUAAAUAUAUGUAAUUAUUCAACAAAAAAAAUAUAUGUGAUUAGUCAUAAGUCAUUACAAUGCAAUUAUAAAUGCAAAUCAAAAGCUAUGAAAACAAUAAUUUGAUUUCUAUAAUGCUAAAUUGACAAAGUUUCAGGUUA